AUGAACUGCAAAUUGGUGAAGGAUGAGAAAUACAUUAGUAAUGGGUAUCUUGAUACCGCUGUUGAUUGGAUACCUGGCAUGAGAGACAUCUGGCUGAGGGAUCUGCCAAGCUACAUGAGAACAACCGAUCCAAACGAUUUCAUGUUCAAGUUCUUGGGCGAGGAAGCAUCAAACUGUAUGAAUGCUUCUGCUAUCAUUUUCAACACUUUUGACUAUUUGGAAAAUGAAGUCCUCAAUGCAAUAACAUCCAAUGUCACUUUGAUGACUCAUCAAGAGCUUAUAGAGUUUGCAUGGGGGCUUGCCAGUAGCAAGAAACCAUUUUUGUGGGUUCUUCGUCCUGACAUUGUCCUGGGAAACUCAGCAAAACUACCAGAAUACUUCAUUGAAGAGACUAAAGACAGAGGCUUGGUGGUAAGCUGGUGUCCACAAGAUCAAGUACUGUCCCAUUGUUCAGUCGGAGGGUUCCUGACACAUUGUGGUUGGAAUUCUAUGACAGUGAGCAUAUCUGGAGGUGUACCAAUGAUUUGCUGGCCAUAUAUUGGGGAGCAAUACACGAAUUGUCGAUACACUUGCAAGGUAUGGGGGAUUGGUGUGGAGAUUGAUCCCACUGUGAAGCGUGAGCAGGUGGCGGAGGCUAUCAAGGAAUUGAUGGAAGGAGAGAAAGGGAAGGAGACGAAGAAGGAAGCUUUGCAGUGGAAACAGAAAGCGGAAAACGCUACUAGACAAGGAGGAUUAUCAUAUCAUAACUUUGACAGAUUCAUCAAUGAGGUUCUCUCCAUCAAAGGAACAACCAAAAUACUACAGAUAGAUGGAUUUCUGUAA
Molecule: messenger RNA, 822 nt
Organism: Ilex paraguariensis (yerba mate)
Lineage: Eukaryota; Viridiplantae; Streptophyta; Magnoliopsida; Aquifoliales; Aquifoliaceae
Source: the annotation of a GenBank genome assembly